Molecule: messenger RNA, 2821 nt
Organism: Poecilia reticulata (guppy)
Lineage: Eukaryota; Metazoa; Chordata; Actinopteri; Cyprinodontiformes; Poeciliidae
Product: homeobox protein Hox-A10a-like
Biological process (GO): regulation of transcription by RNA polymerase II
Cellular component (GO): nucleus
Molecular function (GO): RNA polymerase II cis-regulatory region sequence-specific DNA binding; DNA-binding transcription factor activity, RNA polymerase II-specific
Source: RefSeq, a predicted model, not a curated record
GUUAUUAACUGUGUUACCAAGCAAGGCGACAGCGAUGACAAGCAGAGGACAGGAUGGCAAGAGAGCCUUUAGUGAGCUUUGCUGCAUCGACUUCAUUUUGGACCUUUCCCCCCCUCGAUUCGGCUCUUCUGUACCGAGGACUUUACGCUACUACCACUGGGCGGCGCUAUUGGGACCAAAGUCAUGGCCUUGGAUCUUCUGCUCCAAACGGAAUGCAGGUUGGUGCAUUAAGACGAGGUGUGGAAACAUUCUGCUCUGCCCGCUUCUUUUUCUGCUUGAGCUCCAUGAUGGAUUUCUGUUCGACUCCUACGUAGCCUGAAAGUGGGAGGGGACUGUCCCUUCUUCCUGCGUUUUCAUUGGUUUUACAGUCCUCUCGGCGGUGAGGGGGGUGCCUCUAAUCAUAUCCAGCAUGUUUUGCACAAGAAAUGUCAGCCAGAAAGGGCUAUCUUCUCCCUUCGCCAAAAUACACUACAAUAAUGUCAUGUUCGGACAGCCCGUCUGGAAACGCAUUUUUAGUGGACUCCCUGAUCAGCGCCCGCACCGAGAGCGGCGGGGGUCACUAUGCCGGGAGUGCUGUGUGCGUGCCGCACAGCACCGCAGCAGAAGUGCCUUACGGACUACACAACUAUGGAUACUUCCCAGGUAUGACUAAACGGAGCGAGGUCGGUCCCCAGAAUGUGGUGUCCACCUCAGGUGCAUACAUGUCCAGCAUGGAGAUGUGGAUGGACGCGCAGAGGUCAUGUCGUAUGGACCAAGAGCACUCUGUGGGUCCCCAGGUCUCACCGUGCACGUUCCCGCAGAACAUCAAGGAAGAGAGCACCUACUGCCUGUACGAGCAGCCCAAGUGUCCCAAAGCGUCCACCGCCGAAGACCUCACAUAUUCAAGAUUGACUUCUUCUUGCACAGUCACCGAUGGCGGCGGCGGUGGUGGUGGAGUUGGGGGCGGCGGGGGGUCGGUGCCUGUGCCGGGCUUCUUCCGCUUGUCUCAGACGCACGCACAUUCUCAUAAACUUUACAGCGCCAACAACGGCCCCCAGUCGAACCCUUCCCCUUCCCAUUCUCAUUUUGGCCUGCAGCACCCCGCCGAUCACGCUCGCUUCCACUCGCCGCCACCAACCUCUGCGUCUGUCCCAGCUACGGCGGAGAAGAAGGGGAAGGACGCGGUGGAAACAACAGAUCCGCCGCCUCAAGCUGCGUCGGGCACCGAGGAGGGGCGCGACUCCUCGGACGGCGAAGCCUCCUCUGCAGAGGAGGUGGAGGAGAAUGACAAGGAGAGAGCAACAAAGGCCAAUAAAGGAGACACAAAAAGCGAAAACACGGCCAACUGGCUGACAGCGAAAAGUGGCCGAAAGAAACGCUGCCCGUACACCAAACACCAGACGCUGGAACUGGAGAAGGAGUUCCUCUUCAACAUGUACCUGACCCGAGAGCGCCGCCUAGAGAUCAGCAAGAGCGUCCACCUGACGGACAGACAGGUCAAGAUAUGGUUCCAGAACCGCAGGAUGAAGCUUAAGAAAAUGACGCGGGAGAAUAGGAUCCGGGAGCUCACCUCCAACUAUGGAUUUUCAUGAUAAACAACGACUCAAAUGGGAACAACAAGUUUAGAUGAAUUUAUUGACAAGCUAUCCUCCGAAUUCCUCAACUCCAUGCUCAAAGUCUCAUUUCCCUGAGAGAUUCAACCUUCUCUAGUUGCCCAUCAUCGUAUCUGACCUUCUGAAAAAAAGAAAAAAAAGAGAAAAGAAAGCGAAAAUAAAAAACAAAAAUAAAAAACAAAAAAAAACAAAUCUAUGGAUGUUUUAGCUGUGACUGUUUCUCAUGUUUUUGUAUUGUUACAUCUGUUGUAGGAAAGAAUCAGUGCAGUUGAAUACACUUCACUACCCCGACACACCCCUACGCACGCACGCACGCACACACACACACACGCACACACACACACACACACACACACACACACACACACACACACACACACACUCUAUUUCUUGACAAAAAUGUUUGCAAAUUAUUAGGUUUAAAUUCCCAAAUGAGCCGCUGUUUAAAUUUGGAAAAUAUUCUCAUUAAUUCCUGGAGUUGUGCAUAAGAUUUCCACACAAAUUCACUUUUGAAUAAGGGAAUCUCCAAGGCUGAAAAAUCAAUCAGAAUGUGAUGUUCCAUGAGACGUGGGCUGCCUCUACACGUUCGAGUUAAAUGUGUAAAUUGUAACUUUGUUCACGCUGAGAACAAAAGCAGUGUGAAGGAGGAAUAUUUUUUGUUGUAUAUUUCUGUGUACAGGUGUGUUUUUCUUUUUGUGUAAUGCCUAAUAAAUUAUCAGCUCGGACUCAGGACUAGCAGCUUGAAUUUUUGCAAAGUUGAUUUCAAUAUGUUUUGCUUGUUAGUACAGGGGUAAAAAAGAAAAACUGAUUAAAUAGUCAACGUUUAAAAUCAAACAGACUUCCUAACUCUGGAGAUCCUUUUGUUUUGUUGAGAAAGGACCGUUUCUGAGACCAUCGGAAAUAAUUAAGAUAUUAGGCUGUAUAAGCCGUCCUGCUGCAUGCCCAGCCGGCUAUUGUAGAGUUUUAUGACUGGCUGGUAUAUGAGCUUUCUCCCUCUCCUCGAAGAGCUGCUUCAGUUGUGAGAGAGCCUGUCGCACGGAGAGGAGGCCCGUCUCACAGGCUAUUAGUAAUCCGAAGACACUGUGGAUAAACUGUUUCUAUACGCUUCAAUCCGGGAAUUAAUGGGAUAAACAGACCGAGGAUUCUGAUCCAAACCGAAAGCGGGGCAGGCAGACAUAUUCCCGGCACCAGACCCUGGAGCUGGAGAAGGAGUUCCACUUCAACCGGUA